AAUCAGAUUGCAGGAUUACCGUGAGUAAUACAGUGCAUGUUGGAGAUUCAUUUUGAGGUCCGCCCACAUUUGGCCGGAUGUCAUAUUAAAGAGUCGGAGUCACAGGCGUGUCUGAACUGAAAACGUGGUGACAGAGUUAAUCAGGGAACAUUCUGAAUGAACUGAGAGGCAGAGGGAUGGACCAUCCCCUACUGCCAUGACAUGUUUACACAGGUAACGGGCAAGGUAGGAGAGGCAUCUCAAAGUACAUUCAGGCGGAGCCAUAUGAUUGCAGUUGUUUUGUUGACAGACUCGCAUGAACCAGCGCUAGCACUUUAUAGUGAGAAGGCUAGAAUUUUGAGGUCCUUGAAACACCACUUGUUGUGAUUUAUUGUUGGAAAAUGAAGAUUUAACGUUAUUGUUAUAUUCAUGUUUGUUAUCUGUUCAAUAACGUUAAUUCAGUAAUAAAGUUUAUUAUUAAUAUGUGUUUAUUUUCCACAAGGCAAGCACCAUUAUAUGCAGAGCUGGGACCAAGGGGCCAUAGAUAACACGGCACAGCCAUGAGCCAGAUGCAGUCACUCAUGCUGGUGGUCUCUGCAGUCUGUCUCCAUGGCAUUGGCGCAGCAGAAGGUGAGUUCUGUAAAGACUACGGGAUCCAGUUUGAAAGGGUCUACACCGUUCCUGGAAAUGCAGCUGCUCUCAACUGCACGCUGGCAAGUCCUGAUGUCUUCGACGUCCACAGCAACCCCUACAACAUCUCCUGGUAUGAGGGGAGAUCGGGCAGAGAGCUGUCUGGAGGGCUUGGCCGAAUCCGGGACAAGGAGACUAUGCUGUGGUUUCUGAGCAGUAUGUUGGAGGAUUCAGGCCAUUAUGAGUGUGUUCUGAGAACCCCCAGUGCCUGCUUUAAGCAAGUGUCUGUGCUGAUAGUGAAUGCUACCGAACCAGGGGAUUGCAAUCGACCUUACACAGCGGCUCAGAUGCUGACCGUGAUCGCCAACGGUUACCUGGUUUGCCCAUUACUCACCUACAUGGACCACGUUGACAGUUACUACCUCGAGUGGUACAAGGACUGUGAACCGAUUCUGGAAGGUGACAAGUAUGCAUUUGUGGAUAAAAAUGCACUUCUUGUGCGAGAAGUCUCCCCCAGUGAUAAGGGAUAUUACACCUGCAGAAUGAUCUUCAACCUGACUGGGACCAUUGGUUACACAGCUGAGACCAUAGAGUGUCAGAUUAUAGAUAAAUGGAUCCUGCGUCCCUUUGUGUCUGAACCAGCUAAUGACACAAUCAGAACAGAUUAUGGAGCACCCUUUAAUAAAACCUGUCGGGUGUUUGUGCCAAGCAAGGGCCGUCACAGAGUAGACGUAUUCUGGGCUACUGAGGAGGAAUUAAUUUCUCUGGACCCCUCAGACCGUGUUUAUCAGUUAACUCAGAGUAAAAAGAAAGUCCCAGAUGGGGAGUGGCUGGAAGUAUUACUUAAUUUCACAGUGGUGCAGGAGGAGGAUUUUAACACAAACUAUACGUGUUUGGUCUUCAGCGAUAAAGGAAUUCUUAGCAGCUACUUCCAUUUAAGGCCAUCCGAUCCAAAUCUCAUCGUUCCUCUUGUACUUCUGUUCACUGGCUUGGCACUGACCUUCUUAAUCAGUGUCACUGUUUACAGAGUAUUCAAGAUAGACAUUGUUCUGUGGUGUAGAAAUUACUUCCCUUAUCUUUACACAGAUCCAGGGUCUGAUGGGAAGAUUUAUGAUGCGUAUGUGGUGUACCCAAGAAUGUGCUCCGGUGGGUCCACUGGGAGUGCUGAAACGUUCGCCUUGCACACCCUGCCCCAUGUCCUGGAGAGGAACUGUGGGUAUAGGCUCUUCAUCUUUGGCCGCGACAGUUUACCUGGGGAAGCCAUCGUGGACAGCAUCCAGGAGAACAUCAGCAAGAGCCGCAGGCUCCUCCUCCUCUACACGGACUCCACCUUCUCCAAGCCGGAGGCCUCCCUGCUCUUCGAGCAGCAGGUGGGCACGCACAGCGCCCUCGUGGAGGAGACUCUCCAGGUCAUCCUCGUGGAGCUGGAAGAGAUCAGGGAUAGCUCGGUCCUCCCUGAAUCCGUCCUCCACUUGAGGAGGAAGCAGGGGGCCGCACAGUGGUGGAGGGCGCGGGCUAGAGACACGGAGCGCUCUCUGCUUUGCCCGUCCUCCAGAUUCUGGAAGCAGGUGCGCUACCGCAUGCCUGUGAAAAGCAUCCCUGCAUCGUGUUUGGAAAAGAACACAUUAUUGAACUUUUAAAGGCUACUCUUAGGUUUGCAACAGCCCUCCCACCAUCCACCAUGCAGGGGUGCAUGGGAAUCUCCCUGUCCAGAGAAACAAGUAGAGGUGGACCUCGACAAAGGCUGGAUAAAACCUGGGCCGAAACAACAGGCAAAACCCGCACUCAAAACGGAACUGAAAUUUUGAGUGGAAAAUAUUGCCAGACUUCACUGAAUUAAAAGGAAAAGAAAACUACAUUUUCCAGAAGAGCUGUACAGUUUACAAGAAAAAGACUGUGUCAUGUCAGUCAUGCUUUGUGGAAAGGGAAUUGGUGAUGAUGAUGAUGAUGAUGAUAAAUUUGUGUAGCAAUUUGAUAGGUUGGAAGGUACCGGUAAAUGAACAUAAUGUCUGAAUAUUGGUGCAUAUUCCGUAAUAACUGACAGGUGACAAGUGUCAUGCCAUGGUUUCCUUAUCCAUGACUGAAUAAAGGUUACAUCUGCACUAUGUAAUACAUGCAAAGAGGAUAUACUGGGAAGCCACUUAACAGCUCAUUUGAUUGCAGGUAUGACUCAUCAUUGUUUGAUUCAGCAACUCAGUUUUGCUAAUUUUAGAUGUGUUAGCCUUUCUUGUAUCUUUUUCAUCCACCCUACACCUGUUCUGUCACGUCUCAUGUCACAUACUGUAUUUGUUUUACAACUGUUUUGCUUUGUAUUCAAUGUCAAAUUGCAACUGUGGAUGAAAUGUAUGUCAGUAAACAUAACAUUUAAAAUGAAGCACACGAGAACACACAAGGCUGAGAGUUGAUCUGGACACAUUUUUUGAUAAUAGUGUCUACUGUGUGUGUGAUCAUGCCAUUUGUGUCAUAUGUCUUAAUAGUGUUUAUGUCAUGUGUGUGUUGAUAGCGUUUGUGACUUGUGUGUGAUCACAGCUUGGAAGUGUGGAACAUGGCAGAAAGUGUGCUUCAGUAAAUAUAUCUAGCACCUUGCUCAAUGGUAAAACAGCAGUGCCCCUCCUUGGAAUUGAGCAAGCAGCCUAUUGAAAUACUACUCCUCAACCACCUCUCCACAUGUAAGGACUUAGAUGCCAUCUUGUUGAGUCUUGCAAUAGAAACUGAUAAGGGUAAUUCUUUACAGCAGGGCUGCCCACUGAGUACCUGCUAGCAGAAAUACCUAGUAGUCAUCUACUGAGCACUUCUCAACAAAACUGAAAGACCCACGAAGAUAUGUUGAGAUAUACCCAAGAAGGAAAGAAGUGCAUGAAUAUAGUAUUAUAUACCCAUGAAAGGUCGUGUAAACAGGUUGGAAUUAUUUGCUUGCUAAUAAAGGUCGUAUGCUAGGUAAGUGGAAAGAAAGUAUUCCUAAAUAGAUGGGAUUGGGUUUUAGUAUUUACUGAUCAAACAAACCAUGGGUUUCUGAUACGGGCCUCAGCGGUAAACCUCCAAAUUUAAGACUGAAGUGUAAUUUUGAUUGCUUUAUGAAUUUGGUGUUGAGAAUUUAAUUAGAGGGGGAAUAUGAAUAAUAAGCAUUACCACGUCCACCACUGUAUUGACUUUGUGAGCAUGGAGAGUGUCCAACACUUUCUUAUGCAACGGUUUAUUGCGCAUUGAGGGAUAACGUUUCACAUGAAACAUCAAUACCGACUGUAAUGAAAAAAGAAAGACCGCUUGCUGCACCUGUCAACC
Messenger RNA from Megalops cyprinoides (Indo-Pacific tarpon), 3891 nucleotides. Its product is annotated as interleukin-1 receptor type 1-like. Lineage: Eukaryota; Metazoa; Chordata; Actinopteri; Elopiformes; Megalopidae. The coding region runs from base 540 to 2249 and encodes 569 amino acids. Gene Ontology annotation, biological process: signal transduction. Gene Ontology annotation, molecular function: interleukin-1 receptor activity. The record is from RefSeq and is a predicted model, not a curated record. The transcript is spliced from 11 exons.